Messenger RNA from Physcomitrium patens, 3569 nucleotides. Its product is annotated as microtubule-associated protein TORTIFOLIA1. Gene Ontology annotation, molecular function: microtubule binding. The record is from RefSeq and is a predicted model, not a curated record. Gene Ontology annotation, cellular component: microtubule. Lineage: Eukaryota; Viridiplantae; Streptophyta; Bryopsida; Funariales; Funariaceae.
UGGCGGGGACGACGUCAGGCGGGCUCCGAGGGCGGGGGGAGUAAGAAACGCUGCCUUUGCUUUUUGAUUUCUACCGAGGGCGUGGCUCCGCAGCCGGCACUCUUCUGAAUGACGUUCGUUGCGGGUCUCGAGGUUUUUGGUUUGCGGGAUUAGAGACGACGAGAAGGAGGGGUUGGAAUAAGUAGCGGAAGCUGGCUCCAGGGGGACUUGUAGCCUCGGGCGAUCACGCUUGCGUUGUCCCGUCGUUGUUGUUGUGUGUUUGUUUCUGUGGCAGUAAGGAGGAGCAUUAUCGAGUUUGAUUAGUGCGGGUUUCGGAGAGGGUUACAAGCGAUGGAGUAAUGAUGGACAGGGAACUUGAGUUUGAGAGUGAAUUGCUUGAGUGGAUCGGUUGAUAGCGGAGGGAUUUGGCGUCAGGGAAGUUGUCAGACAUGGUGAUGGCGGGGGGUCCGCAGCGAGGAGGCGGGGGGAGAAGGUCGGGAGGCACAGCUGGGAAGGCCGUUGCGUUGAUAGAGCUGAAGCAGCGGAUUCUGUCGAUGCUUCACAAGCUCUCGGACCGGGAUACUCAGCAGCUGGCAGUGGAGGAGCUGGAGCGCAUCGCGCAGAAUUUGUCGCCGGAGGAGAUCUCGCUGUAUCUGACGUGUUUGUACGACACAGACGCGCAGCAGAAGAGCGUGGUGAAACGGGAGUGUAUGAGGUUGGUAGGGACGCUCGCCACUCUGCAUGGAGAUUUACUGUCUCCUCACCUGCCGAAGAUGGUGGCUAACAUAGUUAAGAGGCUGAAAGACCCAGACUCCAAUAUCCGUGAUGCUUGUGUUGAAAGUAUGGGCGUUUUGGCCUCUCAAAUUGGUGGAGCCGGUCCUGGCGCUGCCACUACAGUGUUUGUCAAACCGUUGCUGGAAGCGCUGGGAGAGCAGAACAAGACUUUGCAGAUCGGAGCUGCUAUGUGUCUGGCACGCGUCGUAGAAUGUGUAAAGGACCCGCAUCCUCCCACUCUACAGCGCCUCUGUCCACGAAUGGUGAAAAUGUUGGCCAGCCCUAACUUUCUGGCGAAGUCGUCUCUUCUGAGCGUUGUGGGAGUCAUGGUCCAGGUUCCUGGAGUGGUUUCCACGUCUCAACUACCCGUUCUGCUUGGCGCUGUUCAAGAAGAGCUUGAUAACAAUGAGUGGGCAGUGCGGAAAGCUGCGUCUGAGGUCCUAUCCUGCAUGGCUACAUCAGUGGGUAACACCCUGGUAUCUUACAGGGAAGGUGUUCUUACUGCCUUGAUGAACAGUCGUUUCGAUAAGGUGAAGCCUGUUCGUGACAGUGUCACUGAAGCAUUGCUGCUUUGGAAGGCUAUCUACGACCCAAAUGCUGCACAAAGUACUUCACCGAAGGGAAGUCAUGGUUCACUCUCUCCAACACGUCGCCCCGAAGGAGAUUCGACACCUACUAUGACAGAUCGUAAAAAUAGUUUGCUAGGAAAGUCUGGGGAGUCAGUAACUUCUUCAUUCUCUGAUUCGAGCGGGAGACCCAAGUCUAUGCCUGAUAAACGUGCAGGUCUGUUGAAGAAAAGAGCCCCUGCUCUAAGCGACAAAAAGCCUAAUCCUGAUUUCUUCCGAAAGCUGGAAGGAGUUAGGGAUUCAAUGGAUUGGCAAAUUGAAGUUGCAGUUCCACGCGAUCCACCACAGGAGGAUAAUCCAAAAGCAGUGGCGACAAGUAGUCAACAUCUGGUUUAUUGCGGAAACCGCUCAGAAACAAAACAAGGAUCUGUUUCUUUGGGUAGUGCAUAUGCUUCAGGUGGAAUGUUGACUCCUGAUGAGAGCAAUGGUACGGAUCUUCAUUACAACCAGGAAGAAGGUGGAUUACUGAAACAGUCAGCAGGAAACAGGAUAAUCACAAGUAACUGUUACCAAGAUCCGAAUAGCAAGAUGCUUCAGGAAAGGUUGGAGAAAUCUGAGAGGUGGGGAGACUCACAAAUCAAUGAGCAUCAGAACCAUGGCUAUAAUUCAUCAUGGGAUGGCAAUGACUCGACAAUAACUGGGAUCGACAAGGGAACUGCAGACAUGGGAUCUGUUCACCGUCAUUUGACUAGCUUGGAACGCCAGCAACUUUCCAUGAUGGAGAUGCUGCAGGAUUCCAUGGUGCGAGUGCAUGAGAGCAUGCAAGAUUUAGAGGGGCGAGUUUCUAGGUUGGAGCAGAUUGUGGAGGAUCUGGCUCACAGUUCCAGCAACACAGAUGGGAGAUCACCUGUUGGAGAGUUGCCCACGUUUCAAGAUGGUCAUCCACUUGGCAAAUACCUUUCUGGUAAUGGCUUUCUCAACUUCAAGUCUGGAAAAACGCCUGAGGACACUUCAGCACCCUUAAGUGCUAGGAGUCGGGAUUCCAUGGAGAAGACCGAGUCAAUAUCUGGAGAAUCAGAUGAAUUUGCCUUCGGCUCUGGCCAACAGAUGCCAGCGGCAGAAGCUUUAAGGCGGUCUCAGGUGAUGGGGCCACGACCAUUGCAGAAGGGUAAUAAAGCAGAUCGAGAGAUUGACCAAGAUGUGAUUGGAACCAGGAGAGCUUGCGAUCCAAGUCCAGAUGUGCUUCCUCAAGGGGAAGGCCCAUCUGCACGAAGCGUUUGGCAGGCAUCAAAAGAUGAAGCUAUAGCAGCCAUUCGUGGUGCUGCCAUACCAAGUAAGCCUCGUGAUUCCCAUCGGCAUCAAUCCAAUCGAGAUUUUAACGUCGAACAGAAGUCAAAUAGGGUGGUAAGCGGACCAUUUUGGAUGCUGUGGAGUCGAGCUAUGGAAAGUGCCCGAGCAGGUGAACUCGAUGUAGCUUAUGCAGAUAUUAUUGGGAGCAACGAUGAGCUCUUGCUGGUACGAUUGAUGGGUCGCACUGGCCCUGUCAUGGAACAACUGAGUGAUUCUACCGUAACACAUCUCAUAUGCAGCAUCAAACAGUUCCUUCAGCAGCAGAGCUUCUUGGAUUGCAUAAUUCCCUGGAUUCAGCAGGUGUUAGACCUAGUCUCAAGUAAUGGCCCCGAUGCACUUGGACUUUCGGGAGAUACGAAGAAGGACCUUGUUUUUGCUCUGCAAGAGGCCACCACUAAGGAAUACGCAGAGAGCUGGAUGGCUUCCAAAAUUGCAGAACUUGCAGAGCAGAUGGGUAGUAUCUGGUCAUCUAGUGGUAAUAGCGUCACGGGGGAUAGUUGAUACACAUUACAACUCUCCGUCUAGGUAGUCUGGCUCUUUGGUUCAGACUCGUAAGCAUUUCAAAGCUCAACCCUCUCUAAUGGCCCAAAUGGGGUGUCUAUGUUUUGAUGAUGUGUCACAACGGUGACCGUAUGUUAAAUUUAGAUCGAGGGGCAGAAUUGUUUUUUCUCAAUUCUUUCACGAUCAGUCCACAUAUUAGUUUUGUAAAAGCUUAACGAUGGCCAGUAGCUGUGUUACCUUCGUGAUGUCAGUACUUUGUACUUAAAAAAAGGGAAGUGUCACAAGGACGGUAUAAUAACCUUAACUCGCACAAUGUGUACAUGAUACUCAUCUUCAGAGCAUAUUGGAUGUAUUGCUUCUACGACUAAUACAAGGUUGGGAACAGGUGGUUUCAUCUAA